This is a messenger RNA of Loa loa (African eye worm), 1233 nucleotides long. Its product is annotated as anaphase promoting complex subunit 10. Gene Ontology annotation, cellular component: anaphase-promoting complex. Lineage: Eukaryota; Metazoa; Nematoda; Chromadorea; Rhabditida; Onchocercidae. Gene Ontology annotation, biological process: protein K11-linked ubiquitination; anaphase-promoting complex-dependent catabolic process. The transcript has 5 exons. The coding region runs from base 50 to 691 and encodes 213 amino acids. The record is from RefSeq and is a predicted model, not a curated record.
UUUCAGCGUUUGUUCUCGAAUGAUUUUUGUCAUUUAAACUGAUGUUAAAAUGGAAAUGGAUGAAAAUGAUAUAUUAGAGAAUCAAACACCGAAGAAAGAUAGUGGAACUGCGUCAUGGAUAGCAUCGUUACCGAAGAACAACGUGGGCGAUGUGCGCGAUAUAUCCAAUCAAGCAUUCUGGACCUUAUCCAGUUGCAAAACGGAUGGCUUCGGCAUCCAGCAACUGUUAGAUGAUGAUUUGGAACAAUACUGGCAGUCGGACGGUCCACAACCACAUACGGUCACAAUUGAGUUUAACAAGAAAACAAAUAUUUCAUACCUGUUAUUAUAUUUGGAUUACAAAACCGAUGAAUCAUAUACACCGAGCAAGGUGGUUGUACGUCUUGGUUCAUCAGUUCUGGAUGUAGAUGAAGGUUUAACAGUUGUGUUUUCCGAGCCAGUUGGUUGGCAGGUUAUCGACUUACGCGACGCUGAUGGAGGCCCAUCUCGAGCUUUUAUCUUACAGUUGCAAGUUGUACAGAAUCACCAGAAUGGUCGGGAUACUCAUAUAAGGCAAAUGCGAAUAAUUGGGCCAACUCGAGCACGGCUGGACACUGGUAUAAAGACACUGAUUAAUGCUGGAUCAAAUAUAAGCAAUGUUCCAUUAAAAUUCACUUCUCAGACAAUUGCUCAAUUUGCCAAUAUCCGCUGAUGGCUUUACUAAAAUUUUACUAUUGUGAGGGCAUGUGAGAUCAAUAUAAGAACCAAUAUCUAGAAAAAUAGGAGGAAAAGACUUAGAGCGCAUUAUUUUCCAGGAGAAAUUAUAACUUUGGAGUUUGAACUGAGGCGCGCAUCCGUAAGUAACGAAAAUUUUUUUUUUUGUUCACGGGAUUGGACAAUUUUUAAAAGUCAGGUGAGUACAUAUAAGCUUGGUUUUUCAUUCCAAGAUUUUCUGGGGAUUUCGACUUCCAUUCUGUUUUCAUUGUUUCUGUUUCAAAUCACAAAUGUUACAGUUUUCUUGAAAUGACUUAUGCAUACAUCUUUUUCUGCUACUGGAACUAGAUGAUACCAGAAAAUAAUAUCGAGAAUGACUAUGUUCUACAUAUUUACAUACUAGCGCAGUUGUGUUUGGCUUGGUUUCAGAAUUUCUACCUCGAUCUGAAUUUCAAUAUUUUAAAGCUAAAGAAAACAUUCGUUCACGAUUUCUUUCAAACCACGAGAAGAGAAGCAAAUUUUAAGGCUAAUUCUUUGAAU